AUGUGUUCAGAAUUGAAACACAAAAUUUUCAGUCGAAUUUACACGAAAAGUUAUUGAAAUGUAUCAAAGAAGGCUGUCAAAUUUUAGUCUCUUGAACAUUUUCAUCAUCAUCAAUUGUUUCCUUUCCUUGACCUUUGCCCAUCCACUUUCCUUCAACAUCACUCACUUCUAUCCCGGAACAAACAACGACACUAUUUCCUAUGGAGGUGACGCUGUGCCUUCUUCGUCGGGAGUGAUUGAAUUCAACACAGUCACAGAACUAUUCCGCACUGGCCGGGCCACGUAUGCAAAGCCUUUGCACCUAUGGGACAAGGCUAAGGGGACACUCUCAGACUUCACUACUAAUUUCUACUUCACAAUCGACACUCUCAACAACACCAACUUCGCUGAUGGACUUGUCUUUUUCCUUGCCCCAGUUCACUUCCCAAUCCCGCCAGACUCUGCUGGUUGUGAUCUCGGACUAUUUAACACCACCUCUCGUUUUGCCAAGUCCACUAACCAGCUCGUAACGGUGGAGUUUGACACUUACACGAACCCAUGGGAUCCUCCAGGGUCACACGUAGGGAUCAAUAUAAACGAAAUUUCCUCAGUUGUUACUGCAAGCUGGAACGCAAGCUUCAACAGCGGGAAGGUUGCGCAUGUUAGGAUAGAUUACAAUGCUACCACCAAGAACCUCAGCGUGUUUUGGAGAUAUGAGGAAGACCCUGAUCACAAUGUGGGAAGAUCUUCUCUUUCUUAUGUUGUUGACCUAAGAAAGGUUCUCCCCGAGCAGGUUACUACUGGAUUCUCAGCUGCUACCGGCCUUCUCAAUCAGCGCCACAUCAUAUAUUCAUGGGAUUUCACUUCAAGUUUGGAUUCAGAUAGCAAAAAGAAGGGAAUUUGGAGGCCAAUUCUGAUUGCUGUUGCAGUUACUUCUGUCAUGUUGGUCCUCGGCGUAGCCAUAUGGUGGUUUGUGACGAAUCGGAGGAGUAGUGCCAGUACGAGAACUGGUGGAGCUGGAAAUACCUCCAAUCAUGUGCCCUCUACACAAAAUCUUCAGAGCUUUUCCUUGCCAAAAGAAUUUUCUUACCAAGAAUUAGUUGAAGCCACCAACGGCUUUGCUGACGAAAACAGGCUAGGCCAAGGAGCGUCGGCGCAUGUUUAUAAAGGAACAUUAAAAGAUCUAGCCUUCCCAGUUGCUGUCAAGAAAUUCUUCGCUGAGUCUGAACAGUAUGAGAGCCUUUUCAUCAACGAAGUCACAGUAAUAAGGCGCGUAAUGCAUCGAAACUUGGUGCAAUUCGUUGGAUGGUGUUAUGAGCGGGCCGAAUGCUUCCUUGUUUACGCAUACAUGCCUAACGGUAGCCUCGACAUGCAUUUAUUUGGCCCUACAACAACGUUGCAAUGGGACCGGAGGUAUGACAUAGCGAUAGGAUUGGCCUUGGCGCUUCAUUACCUACACGAAGGCGCAGAGCAGUGUGUCCUUCACAGGGAUAUCAAAGCAGCUAAUAUAUUGCUGGACGACGAUUUCAAAACUAAGCUUGGUGAUUUUGGGAUUGCAAAGCUCGUGGAUCCCCAGUCCCGGUCCAAGACCCAUCACACUACUAGAGUGGCAGGAACUUACGGCUACAUUGCCCCCGAAUAUGCAAAUGAAGGGAGGGCCAGCAAAGAAUCGGACAUGUUUAGUUUUGGCGUUGUGGCCUUGGAAAUUGCUUGUGGAAGGAAGCCUUACCUGCAGGGUGGAGGCUUCCGUGGGCCGCUUUAUGAGUGGGUUUGGCAACUAUACGUUGCGGGAAAUCUACUCGGUGCAGCGGAUGAGGCGUUGCGAAUGUAUUUUGAUCAGUAUGAAAUGAAACGCUUGUUAAUGGUGGGAUUAUGGUGCACUCACUACAACAAGGAGAGACGGCCAAAAGCAGGGGAAGUGGUGAAGGUCCUUCAGCUUGAAGCACCACUGCCUGAGCUUCCAGAAGACCGACCUCACCAUCCUCCGCCGUUUCAUCCUCUUCAACAAGUAGCUGAAUCGGAAUCUCAUGUAUCUAUAACUUCGAGCUUCAACACCUCGGGUCGUUAAAGUAGUACGAUCACCAAGCUACAUCCAUGCGUAAUAUCUUCAAGACCCCUACUUUUUCUUUUUCCUUCUUCUUCCCCUCAAAAGACUGCCUUACAUCAUGCUGCAAAGUUGUAUGAUAUCGGGUGUAUAAUGUCUGAGUUAGUAUCUUGUUUUUGA
Malus domestica (apple) is the source of this 2203-nucleotide messenger RNA. NCBI's taxonomy places the organism in Eukaryota, Viridiplantae, Streptophyta, Magnoliopsida, Rosales, Rosaceae. The record is from RefSeq and is a predicted model, not a curated record.